Mobula hypostoma (lesser devil ray) is the source of this 6418-nucleotide messenger RNA. Its product is annotated as zinc finger protein 850-like. Bases 520 to 3405 code for a protein of 961 amino acids. The record is from RefSeq and is a predicted model, not a curated record. Gene Ontology annotation, biological process: regulation of gene expression. The transcript has 2 exons. Gene Ontology annotation, cellular component: nucleus. NCBI's taxonomy places the organism in Eukaryota, Metazoa, Chordata, Chondrichthyes, Myliobatiformes, Myliobatidae.
UACACAAAGGCCUCGGCAUCACGGCUGCGGGAUCGGCUGCAGGUUAAAAAUGACAAGGAAUUUGUCUACUGGAAUCUCGAACAGAACACACCAGUUUUGCUGUCUCUGUCCAGAUAUUUAAUAGUCAUAGUCAUACUUUAUUGAUCCCGGGGGAAAAUGGUUUUCGUUACAGUUGCACCAUACAGUGGAAGAAGUGAAACAAGGCAUUCACUCAAUCAUCCCUCCUGCUCAGAUGAUGGGGAGUGAUUCUCUCGAUCAUCAGACCGAUUGGCAUACCCGUCAUUUUACACAGGGGGGAAUCCAUUCAUCUGAUCAUACAGUGGGAAUGAAUUCAAUCGGUCAUCUCAACUGAAGGUACGUCAUCAAGUUCACACUGGGACAAGGCCAUUCACCUGUUCUGUGUGUGAGAAGGGAUUGAGUCGGUCUUUCCAUCUGUGGACACACCAGUCAGUUCACCCUGGGCAGGGGCUGGUUGUCUGCUGAACUUGUUGGGAAGAAUUCACUCGAUCAUCUGACCUAAUGUCUCACCAGCGAGUUCACACCGGGGAGCAGCCGUUCACCUGCUCGGACUGCGGGAAGGGAUUCACUCGCUCAUCUAAAUUGAAGGUACAUCAGCGAGUUCACACUGGAGAGAGGCCAUUCAUCUGCUCGGAAUGUGGGAAAGGAUUCACUCAAUCAUACCAUCUGCUGACACACCAGCGAGUUCACACUGGGGAGAGACCGUUCACCUGCUCAGACUGCGGGAAGGGAUUCACUUGCUCAUCUAAACUGAAGGUACAUCAGCGAGUUCACACUGGGGAGAGGCCAUUCAUCUGCUCAGACUGUGGGAAGGGAUUCACUUGGUCAACCGAUCUGCUGACACACCAGUCAGUUCACUCUGGGGAGAGACCAUUCACCUGCUCAGUCUGUGGGAAGGGAUUCACUUGCUCAUCUCAACUGAAGGUGCAUCAGCGAGUUCACACUGGGGAGAGGCCAUUCACCUGCUCAGAUUGUGGGAAGGGAUUCACUUGCUCAUUUAAACUGAAGGUACAUCAGCGAGUUCACACUGGGGAGAGGCCAUUCAGCUGCUCAGAUUGUGGGAAGGGAUUCACUUGCUCAUCUAAACUGAAGGUACAUCAGCGAGUUCACACUGGGGAGAGGCCGUUCACCUGCUCAGUCUGUGGGAAGGGAUUCACAUGCUCAUCUCAACUGAAGGUGCAUCAGAGAGUUCACACUGGGGAGAGGCCGUUCACCUGCUCAGAAUGUGGAAGGGGAUUCACUGUGUCAUCCGAACUGCUAAUACACAAGUCAGUUCACACUGAGGAGAGGCCGUUCACCUGCUCAGUCUGUAGGAAAGGAUUCACUUGCUCAUCUCAACUGAAGGUGCAUCAGCGAGUUCACACUGGAGAGAGGCCGUUCACCUGCUCAGACUGUGGGAAGGGAUUCACUACAUCAUCCCAACUGAAAGUACAUCAGCGAGUUCACACUGGGGAGAGGCCGUUCACCUGCUCAGACUGUGGGAACGGAUUCACUCAGUCAUCUCAUCUGAAGGUGCAUCAGAGAGUUCACACUGGGGAGAGGCCAUUCACCUGCUCAGACUGUGGGAAGGGAUUCACUCGGUCAUCUAAACUGAAGUUACAUCAACGACUUCACACUGGGGAGAGGCCGUUCACCUGCUCGGUCUGUGGGAAGGGAUUCACUACAUCAUCUGAACUCAAAGUACAUCAGCGAGUUCACACUGGGGAGAGGCCGUUCACCUGCUCAGAAUGUGGAAGGGGAUUCACUCGGUCAUCCCAACUGCUGGUACACAAGUCAGUUCACACUGGGGAGAGGCCGUUCACCUGCUCAGAAUGUGGAAGGGGAUUCACUGUGUCAUCCGAACUGCUAAUACACAAGUCAGUUCACACUGAGGAGAGGCCGUUCACCUGCUCAGUCUGUGGGAAAGGAUUCACUUGCUCAUCUCAACUGAAGGUGCAUCAGCGAGUUCACACUGGAGAGAGGCCGUUCACCUGCUCAGACUGUGGGAAGGGAUUCACUACAUCAUCCCAACUGAAAGUACAUCAGCGAGUUCACACUGGGGAGAGGCCAUUCACCUGUUCAGAUUGUGGGAAGGGAUUCACUUGCUCAUCUAAACUGCAGGUACAUCAGCGAGUUCACACUGGAGAGAGGCCGUUCACUUGCUCAGUCUGUGGGAAGGGAUUCACUCAGUCAUCUCAACUGAAGGUACAUCAGAGAGUUCACACUGGGGAGAGGCCGUUCACCUGCUCAGACUGCGGGAAGGGAUUCCCUCGGUCAUCCAGCCUACUGGUACACAUGUCAGUUCACACUGGGGAGAAGCCGUUCACCUGUUCAGACUGUGGGAAGGGAUUCACUCAGUCAUCCAGCCUACUGGUACACAUGUCAGUUCACACUGGGGAGUGGCCAUUCACCUGUUCAGACUGCGGGAAGGGAUUCACUCAGUCAUCUCAACUGAAAGUACAUCAGCGAGUUCACACUGGGGAGAGGCCAUUCACCUGUUCAGACUGCGGGAAGGGAUUCCUUCGGUCAUCCAGCCUACUGGUACACAUGUCAGUUCACACUGGGGAGAAGCCGUUCACCUGUUCAGACUGUGGGAAAGGAUUCACUCAGUCAUCCAGCCUACUGGUACACAUGUCAGUUCACACUGGGGAGUGGCCAUUCACCUGUUCAGACUGCGGGAAGGGAUUCAGUCGGUCAUCUCAACUGAAAGUACAUCAGCGAGUUCACACUGGGGAGAGGCCAUUCACCUGUUCAGACUGUGGGAAGGGAUUCACUCAGUCAUCUCAACUGAAAGUACAUCAGCGAGUUCACACUGGGGAGAGGCCAUUCACCUGUUCAGACUGUGGGAAGGGAUUCACUCGGUCAUCUCAACUGAAAGAACAUCAGCGAGUUCACACCGGGGAGAGGCCAUUCACCUGCUCAGACUGUGGGAAGGGAUUCACACAGUCAUCUCAUCUGAUGGUACAUCAGAGAGUUCACACUGGGGAGAGGCCGUUCACCUGCUCUGUGUGUGGGGAGGGAUUCACUCAGUCAUCUGAACUGAAGGUACAUCAGCGAGUUCACACUGGGGAGAUGCCGUUCACCUGCUCAGACUGUGGGAAGGGAUUCACUUGCUCAUUCCACCUACAGAGACAUCAGCGUGUUCACACUGGGGAGAGGCCAUUCAACUGCUCAGAGUGUGGGAAAGGAUUCACACAGUCAUCUCAUCUGAAGUUACAUCAGCGUGUUCACACUGGGGAGAGGCCGUUCACCUGCUCAGACUGUGGGAAGGGAUUCACUACAUCAUCCCAACUGAAAGUACAUCAGCGAGUUCACACUGGGGAGAGGCCAUUCACCUGCUCAGACUGUGGGAAGGGAUUCACUUGGUCAUCUCAACUGCAGAGACACCAGCAAGUUCACAAUGGGUAGAGGCUGAUCACCUGCUCAGACUCUGGGAAGAGAUUCUGUCAGCCAUAUCAACCAAAUGUGCAUCAUUGAGUUCACACUGGGGAGAGGUUGUUCACCUGCUGUGAAUGUGGGAAGCGAUUCACUCAGUCAUCUAACCUUAUCUAACUCGCGCUUCGGCUGGCAGCGUAAUAUAGGGGGUGAUAGUCCCCCAGCCCGGCCCAACUUCAGAAAUCUCGUUUGGGUGGAUGCUGCAUGAUGUGUCCCCGGUUACAAAUCAGUACCCUGUGUGACGGGGUCCUGAAUUACCCCUAUGAACUGUGCUCGAUUACCCCUAUUAACUGUGCUUUUGAAAAGAGAGAGAGAGAGAGUUAUUUAACAUCGAUAGCUUGUUUUGAAAGAGAGAGAGACAAAGACUAACUGUGGGACUGUCACUUUAAGGCACAAGAAAGAACUCGUUAACUUUAGGCAUUCUGCUGAGUUGGAGAAAGCACCGAGCAGCUCGUAAGUUGCAAUUGUAACCGAAGGCGGUAUUAUUUAAUGGACACUUGAUGUCAUAUUUUUGGCAGGUUGUUGACACUUUCUUCAAGGAUUUUUGCCUGCUUGGAGUUCUUUCACAGGGAGAGAAUGGAAGAGUUAUUUGAAUGAUAGUUGACGCUCAGCACGGGAAGAUAAAAUAGGUCAGAUGAUAGACCUCAGACACAUGUUUGGACACUGAAUGAGCAUUGUUGUGCCCGCAGGUAAAGUGGGUUUUGGAGGAUCGAUCCAUCGCUCUUGCAGUGGAAAGAGGAAAAGGGUUGACUCGUGGGGAGUUGUCCAUGUGUCCACCCUUGCCUGAGGGAUAGCUCCACCAUAGAAAACCAGUCCCCUUUGUUAAACUCACAGUCGGUGACUUUUAAAGGAUUUCAAAGGACAACGAGAAGAUCAACGGCAUCAGCUCACCUGAAGACUCAAAUCUCUGUCUCCCUCUCUCUCCAUCACUACUCAACUCAAUACCACGAACUGAACUGAACUGAACUUUACUUAUCAUCGUAAGACUGUAUCUUUUUACCCCUAGACUUAAAGAAGCUUGGUUUUUUAUACAUAUAUAUUCCACACUUACUUUUAUGUAAUCAUUACUAACCUGUUUGAUUUAUCUACAUUUAUAUUAUUGUAUUGCGUAGUUACUAAUAAAUAUUAUUAGUUUAUAGCAAUACUGGACUUCAAAGUGUUUUCCAUCUCUGCUGGUUCUUUAUUCCCGUCACAGGCUACGUAUACAAAAUUGGGGCUCGUCCGGGAUAUGAACCCUGGACCUCUUACAAAAUUGGGGCCUGCAUCAGUGUUAUGAACAAAAUUGGUUGGGAGGCUUGUUUGAAUUGAUUGGGGAAAAUCCCGUUUGAUUUGGUUGUGUGGAAAUGCAGCAGAAAUGGAUGUUAGUAUUGAGGAUGAGCUUCAGCUUCUGUUGGAAAAAUUAAGAAUGGAGCAUGAAUUGAAAUUAAAACGGCUUGAGAGAGGCUAGAAAGGCAGCAAGAUGUAGACAAGAGGCAGCAAGACAGAGCGAAGGGUAGGAAAACAGAGAGAAGAGGCAGAAAGACAGAGACAGCCGAGAUGGAGAUAUGGCAAUGUGAAGAUCAGGUGGCAGACGACAAGCAGAAGCGGUUCAAGCUGGAAAAGAUAGGGAAGUUGCAGCAAAGAGGUUUAGUGUUGGACCCUGAUGAUUUUUACAGCUCGGAAGGGCUUGUUUUGUGUGAUGAAUUGAAAAGUUGUGUUCUUGAUGAUGUAAGGGCAUACCCUGAUGCAGAGGAUGCCGCUACCCUGCAGGGGUUUGAUAAGAAAGCAGACAAAGAAGUUUUAACCCACGAGGUUGAGUUUACUCCCAAAGAGAAUUUGCCAGAGAAUAGCUGGGAGGUUCGGGGUGACCUUGAAUUUGAAACUGGGACAAAUGAUGACAGCCCAGAAGAGGCAGCUGUCCCGAUUUAAUGUGUUCAGGUUGUGGAAGUACCUGUGAAUUCACAGGGUUCUGAACCUUAUGUUAAAGCUCAGUUAAAAUCUGAGGUGCCUGACUUGGUUGAAAAGGAAUGCAGGUUUUGUGUGUCAGAUGAUCUUGGUUCAGUGAAUAAGGGGUUAACCUUGGUACUGGUGGAAUGUGAGGAUUCUCAGUUACUUGUAUUAGACCGUGGUUUAAAGGCUGGUGAAGAAGUGGGUUCUGGUGAGGUCAGUGUUGCUGAAAAUAAUGGGAAAAGUGCUGUUCCUGGACUUUUGGAUAAAGUGCUGGAAAAGUUUGGAUUGGUUGCGCGACCUUUGACCCUGCUUGCGGGACAAAGGCCUGCCGAGCAAGGAUGUGCUACUCUGUGGAAUUUUGUUUGGACACUUCAGCACCUGCAAGCUAAUUCAGUGUAAUAUUAUGGAGAUAAGUCGGAGAAAUUUGAUGAACGGAUUGUUUGGUCUCUUCCAUAAUGUAUACAUGGUUCCCAUAAGCCUGAUGAUGGUGCUGAGUUUAGUAAGCAAUGGAGACAUGUUGACAGCUCUCCACGAUAAGAGUGUUUCAGCAAUUCAGCUGAUGAGCAGAGCUGCUGUUGAGGCCUACGGUAGGAAAACCAGAGGUUUAAAUUAUAAUGAUGUAUCACAGACUUUUCUACCUUCCAGAUUUCGGCAGGACUUUGAGAGUAAGGUGUAUGGGAAAGACUUGUCUUUAUUGAGGAAGGUAUUUACAGAGAGCAUUUUCGGUGGCUGCAAUGCUGGGUCCCAUUAGCGGUAUCAGUGCACAUUUACUAUGAGUUCGCAGUAUUUUGUGAAUAAAACGCGCCCGAGUCGUUUUAAUGGCUUUGUAAAAGUUUCAAACCUUCAGCUGAAUAACGAGGAAAAGAAUAUCAACCCUCUUACAGUCUCGUCAUUAUGUCAGGCACCACCUCUUAAUGGGAACAAAACGAUUGCGGGAUUGAAGGGGCGAGUAUAAAUUCCGGGAUCAGCGAACAUUUACCGUGAGUUCGUAAGAUUUUGCGAAUAAAACAUGCCCCGUUCGUGUUAUGUGCUUAAUAAAAAGUAGAGACCUUUACUU